This is a messenger RNA of Knipowitschia caucasica, 3849 nucleotides long. The record is from the annotation of a GenBank genome assembly. Lineage: Eukaryota; Metazoa; Chordata; Actinopteri; Gobiiformes; Gobiidae.
AUGCCCUUCCGGCUGAAGCUGCGGCGCACGCGGCGAUACAACGUCCUGAGCAAGAACUACUUUGUGACGCGGAUUCAGCUCCUGGACAACACGGUGAUCGAGUGCACGCUGUCUGUGGAGAGCACCGGGCAGGAAUGUCUGGAGGCCGUGGCCCAGAGACUGGAGCUCAGAGAGACCCACUACUUCGGGCUGUGGUUCCAGGGGAAGACCCACACUCCGAACCAUCGCUGGGUGGAGCUGGAGAAACCGCUCAAGAAGCAACUGGACAAAUAUGGCAACGAGCCGCUCCUCUUCUUCGGAGUCAUGUUCUACGUUCCCAAUGUGUCACUUUUGGAACAAGAAGUCACCAGGUAUCAGUAUUACCUUCAGCUGAAGAAGGAGGUGCUGGAUGGACGUCUCCACUGCACAGUUGAGCAGGGCAUCAGACUAGCAGGACUAGCAGUACAAGCUGACUUUGGAGACUACACUCUCUUCAAGUCCCAGGACUUCCUCAGAGAAUACGUGCUUUUCCCUGUGAAUUGGCCAAAUGGUGAUGAAGUCUUGGAGGAGUGGACGCAGAGGGUCGCAGAAGAGCACAAGAGUCAUCGUCAAAUGCAUAUUCCGGAAGCAGAGCUGCGGUACAUCAGAGAAGUGGAGAAACUGGAUGGAUUUGGACAGGAGAGCUUUGCUGCAAAGGACAACUACACAAAUGACAUUUUCAUUGGCGUCUCUUUUAUUGGAGUUUUUGUUAAACACAGAAAUGGGAGGUCGAUCAUGCUCCACAGAUGGAAAGACAUCGGCACGAUUGCACACAACAAAUCAGCCAUCACCGUGGAGAUAACGAGCAGAGACGACACUAUCAACUUUCACAUGGAGGAUAUGGAAAUGGCAAAGUACAUUUCUCGUCUUUUCACGUCCAGACAUAAGUUCUACAAGCAAAACAAGAUCUGUGCUGAGCCCACCCACUCCCCAGCACCUAUUCGAAGACGCUCCACUUGGACUCACCGUCUUUCUCUGCCACGGCCUCAAUCCUGCAAUUUCCAGCCAAUGCGCUCGCAAUAUGGAGAGCACCAUCAGGAUAUACAGAGCUCUCAAGACAGUAUCUUCCCUGAUGACCCCUACUACAAAUCAGAAACCAGUCUUGACAUUUGCCAAAUGGACUUUCCCUACCGCAACGGCAGUGUCCCUAAUGGAAGCAUGUACAGCAGCCCCAGCUUGAGCUCUCUAAACCACUCCCAGACCUUCAUCGCUCCAUCGCCCAUGUCCUCCAACCUGAGCAUCCCUGGGAGUGAGCUGAUGCGGCCGGACUACCUCCCCAGCCAUCGCCACAGCGCCAUCAUCGCCCCGUCGUACAGACCCACCCCCGAAUAUGAAACUGUGAUCCGGCACAAGAGGCGCAUGCUGCCGGCGCAUCAGGACCUCCACAGCCAGUCCCUGCGCAGCCUCAACAUCAGUAACGCCUGUGCUUAUAGACAGCCUGAGGUCCUGGUGUACAGCCAGCCAGAGAUGAGGGAGAGGGGGCCGUAUCCUAGCUGUCCUGGACCCUACACGGCGCAGAUCAGCUACAGCAAACCUGUGUCCCAUGGCCCUCAUCAAGGAGGCCCUGCAAACUCACCCGGCCCGGCUGCGGUCUGCGUUAACGGAGGAGGUGUCAGCGCUAACGGGAGCUCUAUAUCUCACACUGUUAGCACCCCUGAGUUGGCAAACACCAAACAAGGACCUAAUACAGGCAGCUACGCCGCUACCGCUAACAUGCUACGGAAUCACCUGUCGCGGCCGCCUCCUCCGUACCCCUCCAACUCUUUCAGACCUGCCACCAGCACCCCAGACCUGGCCAGCCACCGACACCGCUGCAUCGGAGGCAGCAGUCCCGAGCUGGUCACGCGCAUGGUCCAGCUAUCGGUAAAGACUUUCCAGCCGGAUAGCUCGGCCGUGGUGCACCAGUCUCUGCAGGAGGCCAGUGAACCGCUAACGGCAGCGGCUAAGCAUCGCUCCACACUGGGCAAAAGGCACAGCAUGGAAGUGAUCAGCAGCAUGAGGGCGGGGGCCGUGGAGGGGCUGGUCAUGAAGAGUAUCAACGCUCCUCUGUUGCGGCGGAACACUCUGAGAGAACACGUCGUACCGCCACAAGCCAUACCGCAGCCUCCCCCUCCCCAGCCGCCUCCCUCCCAGCAGUUAAAGGACAUCCCAAAACAGAUGCCUACCCAGAAAUCACCCGAAACGCCUCCUCCUCCUGCUGCUGCUGCUGCUCCGGUCGCAUACCAGCAUCAGAAGACCCUCUCCAACGCCACUAUGCUCAUUCACAGCAGCGAGAGUGAAGAGGAGGAGGAAGAGGAGAGGCCAGAGCUGGACGUUCAGAUCCCAGGUUUGAACGAAGACAUCAGUAUUAGCGCUCAGCUGCAGGCCGCUCUGGCGAAACUACCAAACAAACCUCCACCGGAGUACCCAGGUCCCCCGAGACCACCGAGCUCGGCCCAAAUGCGCACCAACCACCCUCACAACCACAAUCAGGCCAAUCACACCCCCGUGGAUCCUAAUCAAGUCCACACCAGAGCACUUACAGGUGGGCCAAGCCAGAACUCUGUGCCGAAUGGAGACGAUGGUAACGAGGCUGGGACUCUAACGCGUGCGGAUCAGAGCGUGGUGAAUGGGGGCGUUUUGGGGCCCUCCAUUUCUGAACCGGAUCUGACCUGUGUGAAGGAGCGAGUGCGGAAGGAGCCGGUGAAAGAGAGGCCUGUUUCUGAGAUGUUCUCCCUGGAGGACAGCAUCGUGGAACGGGAGAUUGCUCAGAGGACGCUGGAGAGACAAAAGCUGUCCGUGGACUCGGUGAAGAGGCCUCUGAUGAAGCCGGCUCUGAAUGGGCUGUGUGUGGCCCGGAUGCCCGCCCCAGAGAGUCCCGCAGAGAAAAGUGCCAAAUCUGCAACGGAUGAAAGGUGUAAGACUUUGGAGAUGAAGCUGGAGGAGGAGCAGGUCUUCACUGAGUACGAGCAGGUGCCAAAGAAGAGAUCCGACUGUUCUGUAACCACGGCGACUAUGCCUGAAAACACUGAGCGUAAUCGCUUUCGGGAUGUGGUCCCGUAUGAAGACAACAGAGUUGAACUGGUUCCAAACAAGGAGAACAAUGCGGGUUACAUCAAUGCUUCACAUAUUAAGAUGGUGAUCCGAGGAGAAGAGUGGCACUACAUUGCCACCCAGGGCCCACUGGCCAACACCUGCGCAGACUUCUGGCAGAUGGUCUGGGAGCAGGGGGUCAACGUCAUUGCCAUGGUUACUGCUGAGGAGGAGGGCGGCCGCUCUAAGAGCCAUCGCUACUGGCCCAAACUGGGCUCUAAGCACAACUCUGCCACUCAUGGCAAGUUCAAGGUGACCACCAAGUUUCGAACAGACUCCGGCUGCUAUGCCACAACAGGGCUAAAGGUCAAACACCUGCUGUCCGGACAGGAGAGGACCGUGUGGCACCUGCAGUACACAGACUGGCCUGAGCAGGGCUGUCCCGAAUACGUCCAGGGAUUUAUCUCCUAUUUGGAGGAGAUUCAGUCUGUAAGGAGGCACACUAACUCUAUGCUGGACACGUCCAAGAGCCUCAACCCCCCUGUGGUGGUGCACUGUAGUGCUGGGGUGGGCCGCACUGGAGUGGUGAUCCUAACUGAACUCAUGAUCAGCUGCCUGGAGCACAACGAGCACAUGGACGUCCCAGUUCUGCUGGCUAAACUGAGGCAACAGAGGAUGAUUAUGGUUCAGACCAUCUCCCAGUACAACCUGCGUAGAGAGAGGCGGAGUGUAAUGUGCCUUAUGAAAGCAGCUGUCUUUGUGUUGGAGAAACAGGUCACUCUUUUACCUCCAAAGAGGAAAGUCUUUAUCGGUGUUUAG